Aplosporella prunicola CBS 121167 is the source of this 1983-nucleotide messenger RNA. RefSeq lists its product as uncharacterized. The transcript has 3 exons. NCBI's taxonomy places the organism in Eukaryota, Fungi, Ascomycota, Dothideomycetes, Botryosphaeriales, Aplosporellaceae. Gene Ontology annotation, molecular function: zinc ion binding; protein binding; sequence-specific DNA binding. The record is from RefSeq and is a predicted model, not a curated record. The coding region runs from base 93 to 1562 and encodes 489 amino acids. Gene Ontology annotation, biological process: regulation of DNA-templated transcription.
GCCAGUGUCAGUGUCAGUCGCUCGCUUUCUUUCUCUCCUCCCGAUGCCCAUCGCAGCCCGGCCUAUAACUCCCAGUCCCGAGUGCAUGCACCAUGUACCAGAAUGGCGGCGCUAUGCCGGAGGUUGACGGUAUGAUCGGAAUGCCCAUGAAUCUCUCCAUGGACCAGACGGGUGAUCUGAUGACGGGCCUCGACAUCGACAUGCUGCCGGGGGAUCUCGAUCUCUCACUAAACAAUGCCGAAGCCGACGUUCAGACGCAAUCGUUGUACAAUACCCCGAUCGCCGCCCAGCCGCAGCGAACACCCUCGACCCCGGCCGAUGCGCCCGACGCCUACGCUCUCACCACCAACGUCCAGAACAACUUUCCCAUGUCGGGCGUCGGCGCCGGUCCCCUGCCCACCGGCUUCGGCAUGCAAAACACAAACACCUCGGGAAGCACCCUGACCGAGUUCACCAAGCGCCGCAACUGGUCGCAGCGCAUCAUCGAGGAGCUUCGCGAUUUUCUCCACAUCCUCACCCCAGACGGCCGGAUACUGUACGUGUCGCCGUCGUGCAAGGCCCUCACCGGCUGGGAGCAGUCGCAGCUUGUCGGCCGGACCGUCGUCGAGUUCAUCCACAGCGACGACUCGGGCAUCUUCAUCCGCGAGUUCAACGAGUCCGUUGCGUCGCACAACCCCCUCCGCUUCUUCUAUCGUUUCCGCAAAGCGGAUGGCACCUACAUCAUCUUUGAGUCGCACGGCCACCCUCACUACGACCAGCCGAACCCGGCAUUUGGGGGAAAUGACACGGCAUUCAUGAUUUGCCGCGGCUUCUUCCUCAUGGCUCGACCGUAUCCGAUUAAGAACACGUCGUUGCUCGAUUCUUUCCUGGAGCACAAGAUUGAAAAUGAGCGAUUAACGAGAAGGAUUGCAGAGCUCAAAAAAGAGGAGACGGAAGAGCAGGAGGCGCAAGACAGACAAUGGGCCAAAAAGACCGAUGGACAGGGCAGCGUUACCCCGUCAGACUCCCAAAUGGGUGGGACGUCUCCUGCGCCAGCGAGCGCUUAUAGUGGCAUGCCACCCCCGGCUCGGCCAAGUCUAUCGAAUAUAGCACUGACUCGGCAAAAUCUGGAUGAAGCGUUAGCGGCAUCCAGGCCUGACAGUAUCACUGACAAAAUGGCGCGUUACGAAGGUGCCACGCAUAUCGACACGAUUGAGAUGCUCACUGGCUUGCGUUACCGCGACGGUGAACGAUCUCAGGGCAUCAGUACCGGAGACACGAGCCCUGCCCUGAUCAGAGGAGAUGCCGGUAUCGCAAUUGUAGUCGACAAGGACAACCGAGGCCAUGCGGACAAGAAGAAGAAGCUCAAGAUUGCGGAUGAAUAUGUAUGCACGGACUGCGGGACCCUGGAUUCCCCAGAGUGGAGAAAGGGUCCAAACGGGCCUAAAACGCUGUGCAAUGCAUGUGGAUUACGAUGGGCCAAGAAAGAGAAAAAGCGGCAAAGCAUGAGCGGCCCCAGCGGUCAACAAUCAGCUCCCCCUCCGCCCUCCUUGCAGAUGCAGACGAGCAGUGGCAGCGGCUAGACCGCCUCAUUUGAUGAACAACUUUGAUUUUAAGCAACAAAUACCCCUCCGCGCAUCUUCUAUUAGGGAGAACUGCCGCCCGCCCGCGAGCCCGCCCGGGCCGCAUCGAGUCGGCAGAAACGGAUGUAAAAAUUCACAAAAAGCCUCCGUCGUGGUUGAGCAGUGAUGAUUUGGUCGGAAGAAGUCUGUUCUAAAAUAUGCGGCGAUCUUGAAGAUUUUGCCUGAGAAUUUCUGCCCGGCUGGUGGGGAUGAGAGAUGAAGGUUUACGGAUAAUGACAAUUGUAUAUACUGACGGAGCUUGGAUGGAUCUACAUUCAGCGUUUUAAGCCAAGCUUUGAGGAUUAUAUCGAAUACAAUAUUUAAUUCUUGUGUACGUUCUUGGGGUUGGAGCAUGAACAGUUCCAUUGAAAAGAGGAUGAGC